Messenger RNA from Hansenula ciferrii, 1650 nucleotides. Its product is annotated as S8 family peptidase. Gene Ontology annotation, biological process: proteolysis. The transcript has a single exon. Lineage: Eukaryota; Fungi; Ascomycota; Saccharomycetes; Phaffomycetales; Wickerhamomycetaceae. The record is from RefSeq and is a predicted model, not a curated record. Gene Ontology annotation, molecular function: serine-type endopeptidase activity. Bases 1 to 1650 code for a protein of 549 amino acids.
AUGAAAGCUUCAACUGUCUUACCUUUAACCGUUUUGGUUGCUUUAGCUCAAGCUUUAGUUAUUCCAAACAUUAACAACCAAAACUUGUUUCAAGUUUCUAAAACUUUGAACAAUCAACAACAACAAGUUUUAAAUGCUGAAGUUGCUAAAAUUCAAGAAUCUCCUUAUGCUGCCUUAGCUGAUGUUGAUCCAACCAUCUUGAACAAUGCCUUAUUAUCUAAAGAAGAAGCUGCUCCAAUCAUUUCAACUCAAGCUCUUGGUCGUGAUGUUAUUCCAAACCGUUACAUUGUUGUCUUCAAAGAUGGUGUCAAACCAGAAGAAAUUAAAUUCCAUCAAGAAUGGGCUUCAAUCACUCAUUUGAAUGCUGCUCAAAAACUGUAUCAAUCUAACCCAACUAAUCAAUUCUUUUUAGAUUCUUUCAAAGAAGCUGCUUCAGAAUUAGGUGGUGUCAUUGAUGGUUUCCAUAUUGAAGGUUCAAUCUCUGGUUAUUUUGGUCAUUUCUUGGAUGAUACCAUUGAUUUAAUUCGUCGUAAUCCUCAUGUUGCCUUUGUUGAACAAGAUUCAAGAGUUUAUGCUAAUGAAUUUGAUACUCAAAAUGGUGCUCCAUGGGGUUUAUCAAGAAUCUCUCAUCGUGAAGGUUUAACUUUAGGUUCUUUUAACAAAUAUUUAUAUGAUACUGAUGCUGGUGAAGGUGUUACUUCAUAUGUUAUUGAUACCGGUGUUAAUGUUGGUCAUCAAGAUUUUGAUAAGAGAGCAAAAUGGGGUAAAACUGUUCCUCAAGGUGAUCAAGAUGUUGAUGGUAAUGGUCAUGGUACUCAUUGUGCUGGUACCAUUGGUGGUAAAACUUAUGGUGUUGCUAAAAAAGCUAACAUUGUUGCCGUUAAAGUCUUAAGAUCAAAUGGUUCAGGUACCAUGUCUGAUGUUGUUAAAGGUGUCGAAUAUGCUGCUGUCGCUCAUAAAGCUGCCGUUAAAGAAGGUAAAAAAGGUUUCAAAGGUUCUACCGCUAAUAUGUCAUUAGGUGGUGGUAAAUCUCCUUCAUUAGAUUUAGCUGUUAACGCUGCUGUUGAUGCUGGUAUUCAUUUCGCCGUUGCCGCUGGUAAUGAUAACGCUGAUGCUUGUAACUAUUCACCAGCUUCAGCUGAAAAGGCCGUUACUGUUGGUGCUUCAACUUUAUCAGAUGCUAGAGCUUAUUUCUCUAACUAUGGUAAAUGUGUUGAUAUCUUUGGUCCAGGUUUGAACAUUUUAUCAACUUAUAUUGGUUCAGAUACCGCCACUGCUACUUUAUCAGGUACUUCAAUGGCUUCACCACAUGUUGCUGGUUUAUUAACUUAUUACUUAUCUUUACAACCAGGUUCAGAAUCUGAAUUCUUUACUGCUAAAGGUGGUAUUACUCCAGCUCAAUUGAAGAAGAAAAUCAUUGAUUACUCAACUAAAGAUAAAUUAACUGAUAUCCCAUCAGAUACUCCAAAUAAAUUAAUUUACAAUGGUGCUGGUGGUGACUUGGAAGAUUUCUGGAAUGCUGAAGCUUCAUCAUCUGAAGAAGCUAUCAAAACUCCAAAAGUUGAUUCAGCUGCUUUAUUAAAAGAUUUAGAAGCUAAUGUUGAAAAAAUUGUUGGUGACAUGAAACAAUUCAUUGAAUCUAAUAUCUAA